AUGGCUAAAGUUUUUCUACUUGUUAUUAUUGCUACAGUGACUUCAGCGAGACAUUUAACUGAAGUAAAUAGGUUUUUAAUCCAACCAUUAAAUCCUGAGUUUGACGCGAGUGGUCACAGCGAUCAAAUUGUACAGAGACGUAAUAUUGACCACAACAGUCGUACCAGUACGAAUGCUCAUCAUCAACAGGGCAGAUAUAGUCCAUAUAUAAAUCAGGAACCACACCAGCAAAAUGUUCCAUAUUAUCAAAGUACGAUUAAUUUUCACCAUUACAAUGUGAUGAAUCAAGAAGAUACAAAUGACAAUAUCUAUAAUGAAUAUGAAUACGGUGUAAGGGCACGUGUUAACUCCCCUAAGCCCAUUGAAGACUUAAAUGACAUUGCAUAUACCAAUGUGCAAUCAAAAAAACACUACCCGACUCACGCUGACACUCAGCCAAAUAUGCGAAUUAACGAAUUUCAUGGUGCUACAGUGACACAAAAAAUAAAUAAAAUAGUUCCUACGUACGAAGAAUUCUUAAACACUAAUAGCAAUCCAGUAAAUCAAAAUACACGUAACAUAAAUGUAAGUAAUGAAAGAAAAACAAGUAUAACAAUGACUGAGGUGGAGACAAAUCGACCUAUAGAAUUUGAUCCUAAAGAUGCUCAAAUUCCGCUAACGAAAGAACCAAGUGGCAAUGAAGAAGAAGACACCGAAGGAUGGAUAUGGGGUUCGAGUACCAAAUCGAGUAAUAAAUCUGUAACCGAUGACGACUUAGACGAUAGAGCCGCGUUUGUGGGAGACAAGUGUCCUACAGGAUAUGCGAAAAUUUGUGGUACAUGUGUGGAAAAACAU
Molecule: messenger RNA, 834 nt
Organism: Brenthis ino (lesser marbled fritillary)
Lineage: Eukaryota; Metazoa; Arthropoda; Insecta; Lepidoptera; Nymphalidae
Source: the annotation of a GenBank genome assembly